Messenger RNA from Vespa crabro (European hornet), 1294 nucleotides. It is a transcript of the gene cpb, whose product is annotated as F-actin-capping protein subunit beta. Gene Ontology annotation, cellular component: cytoplasm; F-actin capping protein complex. The record is from RefSeq and is a predicted model, not a curated record. Gene Ontology annotation, molecular function: actin filament binding. Gene Ontology annotation, biological process: negative regulation of filopodium assembly; cell morphogenesis; barbed-end actin filament capping. The coding region runs from base 196 to 1017 and encodes 273 amino acids. Lineage: Eukaryota; Metazoa; Arthropoda; Insecta; Hymenoptera; Vespidae. The transcript is spliced from 4 exons.
ACGCAUUAUAACCAGCCAAUCGCUGGUCACUUUGACACGCCCUUUAAAUGUUCGUUUUUUUAUGAAUGCAAGUAAAACAGUUAGGGAUUCACUACAGUUUUGUGAUUGUUAUUAUAUUGUUCUAUUUUAUAGUGUUGUCGUAAUUUGGUUUGCUUAUUGUUUAAUAUAUAAUUGAAAAUUUUUGAACUAUAUAUAAUGACUGAACAACAAAUGGACUGUGCUUUAGACUUAAUGAGAAGAUUACCUCCUCAACAAAUUGAAAAGAAUUUAAGUGAUCUCAUAGACUUAGUCCCUUCUUUAUGUGAGGACUUACUUUCUUCUGUAGAUCAACCUUUAAAAAUAGCAAAAGAUAAAGAAUCAGGCAAAGACUAUCUUCUUUGUGAUUAUAAUAGAGAUGGUGAUUCUUAUAGAUCUCCAUGGAGUAAUACGUAUGAUCCACCUUUAGAAGAUGGAUCAAUGCCUUCUGAAAGAUUACGAAAAUUAGAAAUAGAUGCUAAUCAUGCAUUUGACCAAUAUCGAGAACUUUAUUUUGAAGGUGGCGUGUCUUCCGUUUAUUUAUGGGAUCUUGAUCACGGUUUUGCUGCAGUUAUUUUAAUAAAAAAGGCUGGAGAUGGGUCUAAAAAAAUUAAAGGUUGUUGGGAUUCGAUACAUGUUGUUGAAGUGCAGGAAAAAUCAACCGGUAGAAAUGCACAUUAUAAAUUAACUUCAACGGCGAUGUUGUGGUUACAAACAAAUAAACAUGGUUCGGGUACCAUGAAUCUAGGAGGUAGUUUAACAAGACAGGUGGAACAAGAUGCACAAAUAAGUGAAACAUCACCUCAUAUUGCUAACAUUGGCAGAAUGGUAGAGGAUAUGGAAAAUAAAAUUCGAAAUACACUUAAUGAAAUUUAUUUUGGUAAAACUAAAGAUAUUGUUAACGGUCUAAGAUCGGUUCAAUCUUUAGCAGACCAAAGGCAACAAGCAGCAUUGAGACAAGACUUGGCUGCAGCAUUACAAAGGCGAAAUGCUAAUAACUGAUUACAAGGACAAGAAAGCUUUGAUUAUAAUUGUGAUUAGGAAAAGCAAAACAAUUUAAAUCACACAUACACAAAUUCAUGGCAACACUGUUAUUUCUACACUAGGUGAAAAAAUGCAAAGGAUUUAUUCUGGGGCAUUUUUAGUUGUAUAUUAAUUUCUUGUUUAUUCUUAACUAUAAUUUUACUUUGUUCAGCAUGUUUUGCAUUCAACAUUUUAGUCAGUUACUAGUAGAUUUAGAUGUAUAUCUAUAAAUAAAACAGAAUUUGUUACUAAAAAA